AUGGCAAACAGCCAGGGCUCCCCGCUUCCCCGCGCCGACUCUCCUACCCGCUCUCCCCGCUCUGCAUCUGUCUCGCUGCAAGCUGCCGCCACCAUGAACGCCGGUCUCCAGCGCGAGCCGUCUCGACAGUCGUCUAGCAGCUCGUUGCCGCGAAACACGUCCUCUCCCCACGCCGGCCGCCGCCGAUCGACGGUGCUCAUGAACCUGCAACUCAACGACCCUUCGAUACCUGCGCCCGGCGAGAUGGCCCACGACCAGUCUGAUCCUCAUCAUCAUCGCGCACCCAGCUUGGGCGAGCUUCACCAGGAGUUGGAAGCGGAGCAGGAGGCACAUGUGAAUCGUCUGCUGCAAAUGAUCCGCCAGCAGCAGCUGGAGCUUCAGCGUCUCCAGCAACAGCCCAUGUCGCUUCCUGGCGGCCCUCCCCCCGCAACCAUUGGCUCGUACUCCCGCUCGCCUGGCUUCUCGCAUCCACGAAGCUCCUUUGACGUGGCGCGCGCCGAACUCCAUCGUCGCUCCAGGACCCCAAGCCGCGGCGCAUCUCCGAGGCUCCGGGCCACCUCGAUCAGUGCCGAUAGCGGAGACUGGGUGCUUGGUGGCCGUGACGAAAGCGCAUUUUACCAGGCCGAGACUCAGAUGCUGGUCCGCGAGAACCAGAUGUUGCGGCACCGCAUCCGCGAUCUCGAGAAGCAGUUUACCGACCUUUCGGCUUCUUCGACGAGUGCGACGGAACCGACGAUACCCUCUCAACUCACUCGAUCGUCUACCACGGCGGAUGAGGGGGGCGAAGCGGACGCCUCGGAGAAGGAGUCAUGA
Hirsutella rhossiliensis is the source of this 813-nucleotide messenger RNA. Its product is annotated as FAD dependent oxidoreductase. The transcript has 6 exons. Bases 1 to 813 code for a protein of 270 amino acids. The record is from RefSeq and is a predicted model, not a curated record. Lineage: Eukaryota; Fungi; Ascomycota; Sordariomycetes; Hypocreales; Ophiocordycipitaceae.